UGGCCCUUUUGGGGUCGCGCGCGCUGAGGAGGCUGAAGGAGGCGCGCGCUCGUGUCACAUUCUUCAGAUGAUCCGCUAAUCAGCAGAAACACACACACACACACAGUCGGCGACAGACAGCAGUGGACACAAGCAUGCUGACUGAAGAUGGACGUUCCUGAAUAUCUGGAUCUGGAUGAGAUUGACUUCACUGAUGAUUUACCUUACUCAUCUAAGAGCAUUCCUGAACUGUGCCGGAGACAUGAUGGACAGAACGACGAGAGACAAGCUCUGGCCAUUAACUGGCCUCGUAGUGCGGCGUCUCACAGCGGUGCAGGACUCAAACCCACCGGUAUCGCAGACGUCUACAGUAAAUUCCGUCCUGUUAAACGCGUCUCUCCACUCAAACACCAGCCGGAGGAGACGCAGACACAGACGGAGACUGAAGGGAAGAGCUCAGAGACGGACACACCAAGCGGGAAAGAGGAGCCCAGCAAGAGCAGAGGCCUCAUCAACCAGGCCCUGUUUGGGGAACUAGAGCACUACGACCUGGACAUGGACGAGAUCCUGGACGUGCCCUACAUCAAGUGCACUCAGCAGGCGGCGACGCUGCCUCGAGCGCCCUCUGCAGGGAACACACACACACUGGUGCACUCUGAGAGCCUGAGCAGCGGGACGCAGUUCUGUGUGCUGUCGCCCGUCAUGAGGAAGUCGAAAUCUGCAGAUCUCCGAGCGCAGAGUCUCGGGUUCGAGAACACACACGAGCAGAUCCCGGACAGCAAAACCGGCGCUGACGGCGGACACGCAUCCAGAAAACAAGCCAGAGGAGCGUCUCGAGAAGUGGACGAGGAGGCCAAGAAGAGCCAAAACAUCCUGAAUAUCGUGAGAGAUGGACAGAUCUCUCUGCUGCCUCACUUUGCGGCGGAGAAUCUGGAGCUGAUCAGAGACGAGGACGGGAAUAAUCUUCUGCACGUGUCUGCGGCUCAGGGACACACAGACUGUCUGCAGCACCUGACGUCUCUCAUGGGCGAAGACUGCCUGAACGAACGCAAUAAACAGCAGCUCACGCCUGCAGGACUCAGCGUACGGAACGGUCAUCUGGAGUGUGUGCGCUGGAUGGUGAGCGAGACGGAGGCCAUCGCGGAGCUUAGCUGUACCCGAGAACACCCGAGCCUCAUUCAUUACGCUGCUCGAUACGGUCAGGAGCGUGUGCUGCUGUGGCUGCUGCAGUUUAUGCAGGAGCAGGCCAUCUCUCUGGACGAGCAGGAUCAGAACGGGAACUCUGCGGUUCAUGUCGCCGCUCAGUUCGGUCAUCUGGGCUGCCUUCAGACUCUGGUGGAGUACGGCUCUAAUGUGACGGUGCAGAAUCAGCAGUGUGAGCGCGCGUCUCAGUGUGCGGAGCGUCAGGGUCACACCACCUGCUCCAGGUACCUGGUGGUGGUGGAGACCUGCAUGUCUCUGGCCUCGCAGGUGGUCAAACUCACCAAACAGCUGCACGAGCAGACCACGGCGCGGGUGGCUCUACAGAAUCAGCUUCAGCUUCUGUUGCAGACACAAGAGCCUAACGGCAGACCACCAUCUCCCAGCUGUCGUGUUCCUCCGUCAGACUCGUGGCCUGAAAUGACCCUGACAGCAGAAGUGGCUCCUGAAAACGGCCAGUGGGUCCUGAAGCAGAAACACACGGAGACAGACGGAGUCAUGCGGAAACUGCUGGCGAAAGAUGCAGCAGAGCGAACCCAUCCCAGAGACACCCACGAUGCAGGGGCGGAGUCAGGGGCGGGGCCAGGGGCUGGACCAAUGAAACGGCUGGGAGUGGGGGAGAGGCGGGAACUCAAGCUGGCGCGUCUGAAGCAGAUCAUGCAGCGUUCGCUCAGUGAGUCUGACGGAGACGUCUAUCCUCCAGACGAGACCAAACACAUGUCCAGACCCACACAACUGCCCAUCCCCGAGGCUGAGGAGCCCAAAAACACACACUCCUCCAGCGAACGCAAGCUCUCCUUCACACACAGGACUUCCAAAUCUGUGGACGCCUGUAACCCGUCUCCAUCAUCAGACCAGAGCGAUCCUGAAACCAGAACAGAAGCGGGAGAUAAAGUCACCACCAGUCCUAAAAGUGCGCUCAAAUCUCCGUCCUCCCGCAGGAAAACCUCGCAGAAUCUGAAGCUGAGAGUCACGUUUGAUGAGCCGCCGCGGAAAGACGGAGCCGCUGGCGACACUAAAGCCCCGUCCACUAAAGAAAAGAGACCCUUCGGUGCGUUUCGCUCUAUAAUGGAGACGCUGAGCGGAAACCAGAACAACAACAACAGCAACAGCAGCAGCAGCAAUGCUCAGAGUCCUGGAAAACACACCGGGAAGAAGAGCAAGAGCAAGACGAGCGCUGUGUAGAGCAGCCGAUGACUGUCAGAGCCCUGGGUUAAGGGUUAGUUCACACUAAAAUGACAAUAUCCUGCUCAUUUACUCACCCACAGCUCAUCAGAGAUGCACACUGUAGGUAAUGAACAGCUUCUGUGUUUAUUAGCGGUGGUGAACUGCAUUAUGGGAUGUUGAUCUCUGCUCUGUCCACUUCUGAUGUUGAAUAUUAAACUCUACAGUUUAAUAAAGA
Messenger RNA from Danio rerio (zebrafish), 2581 nucleotides. The record is from RefSeq and is a predicted model, not a curated record. Lineage: Eukaryota; Metazoa; Chordata; Actinopteri; Cypriniformes; Danionidae.